Molecule: messenger RNA, 2752 nt
Organism: Corticium candelabrum
Lineage: Eukaryota; Metazoa; Porifera; Homoscleromorpha; Homosclerophorida; Plakinidae
Product: dimethylglycine dehydrogenase, mitochondrial-like
Exons: 10
Coding region: 52-2610 (852 amino acids)
Cellular component (GO): mitochondrion
Molecular function (GO): oxidoreductase activity; protein binding
Source: RefSeq, a predicted model, not a curated record
UGGUCAAUGCGUGGGCAAAACAACUGGUUUUGCUAGGAUCUGCAAUGCAAUAUGUUGCGAGCUAGUACCUUCAUUCACCGUCGACGAACUGCACCGACACUAUGCAGUGUGCUGUUGAAAAAGUGUAGGUAUAACACUAGAACGGCCAGCGGUACCGGUGAGGAGAGAAGGGCGUUGAGUAAGGAGACGGCGAGUGUAAUAGUGAUAGGUGGCGGCGCUGUAGGAACGAGCUUGGCGUAUCAUUUGUCGAAAGCAGGUUUACCCGACGUUCUGUUGCUAGAAAAGACUGAACUGACUGCAGGAUCAACAUGGCAUGCUGCUGGUUUGACUACAUACUUUCAUGCUGGAGUCAACAUGAAGAAAUUCCACUAUGACAGUAUCGAACUAUAUGCUCAGCUGGAGAAGGAAACUGGCCAGGAUGUUGGCUUUCACCGUCCUGGAACUAUUCGCCUUGCUACUACAGAAGACAGGAUGGAUGAAUUUCGAUAUCAGAUGCAAAGGAACAACUGGCAUCAGAACCCUCAGUCGCUUGUCACGCCACAGCAAAUUUCUGAGCUCUGUCCUAUUGUCAAUAUAGAUGGCGUAAUUGGAGGCUUGUACAGCCCCAGGGAUGGCCACGUUGACCCAUAUUCUCUUACUCAUGCUUUUGCUAUUGGUGCACGGAAGUAUGGAGCUAGAAUUCUGACCGAUUGUGCAGUGGUUGGCAUCAAGAAGUUGGAUACCGGAGAAUGGCAAGUUGAUACAAGUUCUGGGUCAUUGAGAAGCAAGCAUGUUGUCAAUGCUGCUGGGUUUUGGGCACAAGAAGUUGGUCAAAUGGUUGGCAUCGAGUUGCCAUUGAUAGCAGUCCAUCAUCAAUAUUUGGUUACCAAUCCCGUGCCUGAAGUAAUUGCGUUGAAAAACGAAUUUCCUGUAUUGAGAGACCUUGAUGGGUCUUAUUAUCUUCGCCAAGAACGAACGGGGUUGCUAGUUGGGCCUUACGAAGCUCCAGACAAGAUGCGUUUGCAGGAAGAGUGGGUGUCUUCGGGGGUACCACCCGGGUUUGGCAAAGAAUUGUUUGACAGCGAUUUAGACAGAAUUUCUGAUUGUCUAGCAUUGGCAGCAAAUCGUGUUCCUUCAUUUGCUGAUGCUGGCAUAUCUCAAGUUAUCUGUGGUCCCAUCACAUACUCUCCUGAUAGCCUUCCAAUUAUUGGGCCUUGUCAAGGUCUACCCAACUUCUGGCUAAGUUGUGGCUACGCAUAUGGCAUUGUCCAUGCUGGUGGUGCUGGUUGGUAUCUAGCCAGGUGGAUAUUGAAUGGUGAGCCACCCUUUCAGCUACUUGAAGCCGAUCCUGCCCGAUUUGGCCCAUGGACAAGCAGAAGUUACACUGCAGCUAAAGCACGAGAAUCGUAUGGCUUGAAUAACAUUGUUGUUUAUCCAAAAGAAGAAAGAGAAGCAGGAAGACCUGUUCGUGUUAGUGGAGCAUAUGAGGUCAUGAAGGAACGUGGAGCUGAGUUUGGGUUUCACUCAGGUUGGGAGCAACCAAACUGGUUUGCUUUGCCUGGAGACAAGAGAGGCUACAUUCCCAGCUUCAGGAGAACAAAUUGGUUUGGACCUGUUCAGCGUGAAUCAGAGCUUGUUCGAAAGAGAGUCGGCAUUAUUGAUUUAUCUCCAUUUGGCAAGAUGGAAGUGAAAGGUCAAGGCUCGGCUGGCUUUAUAGAUUUGUUGUUUGCCAACAGUGUACCAAAGGUUGGCAGAACUAAUAUUAGUCACAUGCUCACUCCUUCUGGAAAAACAUACUCAGAGAUGACGGUAUCAUGCCUUGCUGAUGAUCACUUUUACUUGGUAACAGGAUCAGGAUCGGAACGAUUUGAUCAAAGAUGGUUAGAGCAGCAUCUACUAUCAACUACAGACGUGACUGUUGUGAACGUGACUGAUGAGUAUGGCUGCCUUGGCAUUGCAGGACCUCACUCUCGAGAUGUCAUGGCAUCGUUGACCUCUACACCAGUGGGAAACAAAGACUUUCCGUUUUUGUCUUUUCAAAAUUUGUCAUUAAAAGGAAUUCCGGUGUUAGCAGUUCGUGUGUCUUACACAGGUGAAUUAGGUUGGGAACUACAUCACAAGUCUCAGUACACUUAUGACUUAUACAAGUUACUGCUGGAGGCUGGGAAGCCGUUUGGAAUUGGUGACUUUGGAACUUAUGCAAUGAGCUCCCUGAGACUUGAAAAGGGGUUUCGAGCAUGGGGAGCAGACAUGAGUUUGGAUUCAAGUCCUCUUGAGGCAAAGUUGAACCCAUUCAUCAAAUUAAAAAAGAGUGCCGAUUUCAUUGGUAAAAAGGCCCUUCUCCAGCAGAAAGAAGUUGGACUUUCUCAAGAGCUUACCUACUUGACAGUUGAUGCAACUGAUGUUGAUCCUGAAGGAAAUGAAACUAUUUGGCUAAAUGACAAGGUGGUUGGCUACACAACAUCAGGCGGCUUUGGCUACGAAAUUGGCAAAAGCAUUGCAUUUGGCUACGUCCCAUGUGAGCUGGCAACACUUGGAACUCAAGUGCAAGUUGAAUUACUAGGUGAAAAGAGAAAUGCCAAAGUUGUUCAGUGUCCAGUGGUGCAGCCAGAACAUAUUAGAAAGAAAUAAUGUCACAAACAGCUCUAUUGGUUGUCAUUUGUAAGUGGACACAUUUCUUGAGAACAUUACACCUUUUGGAACGCCAACUGGUAUAUUAUUCAUGUGUUUGUCAUCAGUUUGUUUAAUUCCAACAACAACAACAACAACAACA